This is a messenger RNA of Ixodes scapularis (black-legged tick), 778 nucleotides long. RefSeq names its product zinc transporter 9-like. Bases 89 to 670 code for a protein of 193 amino acids. The record is from RefSeq and is a predicted model, not a curated record. NCBI's taxonomy places the organism in Eukaryota, Metazoa, Arthropoda, Arachnida, Ixodida, Ixodidae. Gene Ontology annotation, biological process: zinc ion transport. Gene Ontology annotation, molecular function: monoatomic cation transmembrane transporter activity. The transcript has 6 exons.
CUUUAUUUUAGGAGGUUCUCUCAUCUCAGAAGGAGGGACCCUUCUGGUGGCUUACAAUGAGGUGAAGAAAGGAGCGCAGAGAGAAAAGAUGAGCAUGCUGGAAUAUGUACGCCGCAGCCGCGACCCCAGCGUGAACGUGGUCCUGCUGGAAGACCUGGCCGCGGUGGGGGGCGUGGCGGUGGCGGCGUCCUGCAUGGGCCUGGCGGCCCACCUGGGGAAUCCAUUCUACGACGCCUUGGGCUCGCUGCUGGUGGGCACACUGCUCUCCUCGGUGGCGGCCUUCAUCGUGUACUCCAACGCGGCCGCCCUCGUCGGCCGCUCCAUCCCCUUCGAGGCCAUGCAGCAGAUCAACAAGGAGCUGGAGAGCGACGUGAUGAUCAGGGCCAUCCACGACGUAAAGGCCACAGACAUGGGUAACUUCGUGGUGCGAUACAAGGCAGAGAUCGACAUCGACGGCAGGGAGUUGACCCGUUCUUACUUAGACACCCAGGACUUGGAACUCCUGCUAGAGGAGGUGUCGAGGAUAGAGACGAUAGAGCAGUUGGAUGCUUUCAUGCUCAAGCAUGGCGAGAACAUUGUGGAUUUGCUCGGUGCUCAGGUGGAUAGGAUUGAGAAGAACCUCAAGAAACGUCAUCCAGAGGUGCGACACGUUGACCUGGAGGUGCUUUGAUCCGUGGCGCUUCUUGUGAUAACUGGUGCGCCGUGGCAGUGCUUAUUUAAACAGGCCCUUGUACAUACAGUCAUAAAGGAACAACCUGAUGGGUUGACCAUACCAAUG